Molecule: messenger RNA, 1539 nt
Organism: Pochonia chlamydosporia 170
Lineage: Eukaryota; Fungi; Ascomycota; Sordariomycetes; Hypocreales; Clavicipitaceae
Product: diacylglycerol O-acyltransferase
Exons: 4
Coding region: 1-1539 (512 amino acids)
Biological process (GO): triglyceride biosynthetic process
Cellular component (GO): endoplasmic reticulum membrane
Molecular function (GO): diacylglycerol O-acyltransferase activity
Source: RefSeq, a predicted model, not a curated record
AUGAGCACGGCCACGGCCACCAGCGUCGAUGCUGCAAAUGGCGCCGCGACCAACGGAAAUGCCAGCAAACGUCGCAAUGGCAAAGCAGCUCCCGACCUGGUCGAGGCGGAACCUAAAGACGCGACCACUAUUGAGAAGCUCAGAUCUUCGACCCAGAAGAAGUAUCGCCAUGUAGCAGCCGUGCACUCCAAGAGCCGCCCGUCGUGUUUGAGUCACGAUUCCGAUGCCACACCUAGCUUUAUCGGCUUUCGCAAUUUGAUGGUUAUUGUUCUUGUUGUUGGCAAUGUGCGAUUGAUGAUUGAGAACUUGAAGAAGUAUGGCGUGUUGAUAUGCCUUCGAUGCCACUCGUACAAGAAUGAAGACGUCCUCAUCGGCGGACUUCUCUACUUUCUCAUUCCCUGCCAUUUAUUGGUCGCUUACUUGAUUGAGCUUGCUGCAGCCAAACAAGCUCGCGGAUCACGAAAGCGUCUCAAGCCUGGCUCGUCUGGUCCGUCAGAGCAGGACAAGAAGCAGUUUCAUUCGACAUGGGUUCUGGUUGCAUGGGCUCAUGCCAUCAACAUGACACUCGCUUUCUCCAUCACAACCUUUGUGGUAUACUUUUACGUUCAUCACCCUCUUGUCGGAACCCUGACGGAGAUGCACGCCGUUAUUGUCUCGCUCAAGACGGCCUCGUACGCAUUCACGAACCGAGAUCUUCGCCACGCGUACCUGCACCCCGUUAAAGGAGAGCUUAUCCCCGAAUUGUACUUGCAAUGCCCGUACCCGAACAACAUUACCUUUGGCAACCUCGUCUACUUUUGGUGGGCGCCCACGCUAGUAUACCAGCCAGUAUACCCGCGCACCGACAAGAUCAGAUGGGUGUUUGUGUUUAAGAGACUCGGCGAAGUCUGCUGCCUGAGCGCCUUCAUCUGGUUCGCCAGCUUCCAGUACGCUGCGCCCGUUCUACAGAAUUCCCUCGACAAGAUUGCCUCGCUGGACUUUAUCAUGAUCCUGGAACGCCUUUUGAAGCUGUCGACUAUUUCGCUUGUUAUUUGGCUGGCAGGAUUCUUUGCCCUCUUCCAAUCGUUCUUGAACGCACUGGCUGAGGUGCUACGAUUCGGCGAUCGAUCAUUUUAUGACGACUGGUGGAACAGCGAGAGCCUCGGGGCGUACUGGAGAACGUGGAACAAGCCCGUGUACACUUAUUUCAAGCGUCACGUCUAUGUUCCCAUGAUUGGACGCGGAUGGAGCCCCUGGGCCGCCAGCUGCACCGUUUUCUUUGUCUCUGCUGUACUGCACGAGGUUCUUGUUGGUGUUCCCACCCACAACAUUAUUGGUGUCGCGUUUCUAGGCAUGUUCCUGCAGCUGCCGCUCAUCGCGCUCACAGCACCCAUGGAGAAGAUGAAAUGGGGACACACAGGCCGUGUCAUGGGCAACGUGAUCUUUUGGGUGUCCUUCACCAUCUUUGGCCAGCCGUUCGCAGCCUUGAUGUAUUUUUACGCAUGGCAAGCCAAGUACGGCAGUGUCAGCAGACAGCCCAUCCUUGUAGCGCAGGCAUAG